AGUGUUCCAUGUUAUCUGAUUCUGAUAUUCAGGUUGAGGAAAAUCCACAAGGAAUUAUGUCUCAUAAAGAAUCACAUGUGUCAAAGGUUUUGUCAACAAGGAGGUUUCUUAAUCCGGCUGGAUCACGUCCUCCAAACUGCGUAAACAGUUGUGAAACUUGCACUCCAUGCACACCUGUCCUCGUUUCGGGGCCAGCACCUGAAUCAGAGGUGUGGAAGUGCAAAUGCAAGGAUAAGUUAUACGAUCCAAUUGGUUAAAAAUUAUUUAUAUGUAUGUUUAAUAUCAAAUUAUGAUCAAUAAAUGAGACUCCACGCUACGGUAAUUAGAGUCUUC
Vicia villosa (hairy vetch) is the source of this 333-nucleotide messenger RNA. RefSeq names its product EPIDERMAL PATTERNING FACTOR-like protein 6. Bases 9 to 257 code for a protein of 82 amino acids. Gene Ontology annotation, biological process: guard cell differentiation; stomatal complex development. The transcript has 2 exons. NCBI's taxonomy places the organism in Eukaryota, Viridiplantae, Streptophyta, Magnoliopsida, Fabales, Fabaceae. The record is from RefSeq and is a predicted model, not a curated record.